AUGUUAGCAGUGUUAGUACGCCUAAAAAAAACUAAAAAGUGCGGAUUAUACACAGAAAUAGAAAAGAGACUGGGAAAAGGAGUGGAAGUGGCUGCAGUCAAGUGCAAAUUCUGCAGUUGCGAUAUCCUUAUUGCGAGGGGCAAAGGAGAAAUUAAAAAGCAUACCACCACUGCCAAACACAUAAAGUCAAUAUCAACCAUCAAAUCGCAACCAUCUGUGGCGUCAAUGUUUGGCAAAAAAUCCAAAAAUAUCGAUGAAAAGGCAAAAGAGGUUAAGGAGGCGACAGGGGCUGCCUUGUUUAAUUUGAUUGAGGAUUUUUUCAAAAAACAUAAAGUCGCUUAUGAAACAAAUCUUAUCGGAUUUGCUGCUGAUGGCGCAAACAAUAUGAUGGGGGCUAACAAUUCCUUAGCAAGUAGGCUUAAGGAAAAAUGUCCCAAUCUGUUUUUGAUGAAGUGCAUCUGCCACAGCUUUCAUCUUUGUGCAUCGUACGCAUGUGAAAAGCUGCCAAAUGAUGUUGAACAAUUAGCAAGAGAUGUGUAUAACUUUUUCUCAAACAGUCCAAAGAGAAUUGAUCAGUACAAAGAAUUUCAAGAGUUUGCAAAUGUGUUGCCUCACAAAAUCCUCCAUCCAUCACAAACGAGAUGGCUUUCCCUAGAAUUGGUUAUCAAAAGAUUGAUUUCACAAUAUAACGCCUUAACCCUUUAUUUUACGGAGCAACCUUAUGAAGGUGUGUUGCAAGCCGACAAUAUUUUAGAAAAACUUAAAAAACCAGAGACAAAACUAUACCUUGAUUUUUUGGCAUAUAUAUUACCUUUAUUUAACCGGCUAAACCUUUUAAUGCAGAGUGAGAAACCACAGCUACAUAAAGUAUAUGAAGAAGUGACAUGUGUGUUAAAAACCAUAAUGGACUGUUUUAUUAAACGAGAUAUUUUAGAGAACAUCAUGGUGUAUGAAAUUGAUUAUAAAAAUCCGAGAAAUUUUUUAACAAUUGAUGAUAUAUACUUUGGUGCAUCAAUUAAUGUAAGUAAAAUUGACAAAAACAUUUUAUAUUCUGUCAAAGUGAAAUGCUUGGAUUUUUAUGUUGAAAGUACAAAGCAAAUAUUGCUCAGAUUUCCCUUAAAGAAUUCUGUAAUAGAAAAAUUUAAGUUUCUGGAUCCCAUUUGUGUGAAAUCCAAAGAGAAGAACACUAUUUCUGAUGUGGCGUCGUUUUUUCCAAAUUUAAUUCAUCCUGAUGAAAUUCAGGAACUAGAUAAUGAAUGGAGAUUUCUAAAAAAUUACCCUCUGGAUGACACUGAGAAUGAUAUUUUAAAAUUUUGGAGCGAAAUUGCCCAAGUAAAGAUAGGAGAUUCUCUAAAAUUUCCUAUUUUAACUAAGUUUGUUUUUCAAAUUAUGUGUUUGCCUCAUUCGAGUGCGGCUGUAGAGAGAAUAUUUUCCCAAAUUAAUCUGAUUAAAACACAGUUUCGCAAUAAGUUAAAAACAAAUACAAUAGAAGGUCUUUUACAUACAAAAAGUUUUAUGGAAAAUAAAACAUGUUACGAUUUUACUUUAAACAAAAAUAUUAGCAGAAAACUCGGCAAUAGCAGCCUAUUAUAUUUAGCGGAACAUGAAAAUAAAGACUCUAGCGACUCAGAGUCUUCGUAA
Messenger RNA from Acanthoscelides obtectus, 1641 nucleotides. The record is from the annotation of a GenBank genome assembly. Lineage: Eukaryota; Metazoa; Arthropoda; Insecta; Coleoptera; Chrysomelidae.